CGGGGCCGGGCGGCUCCAAGCUGCGCAAGCGCAACCGUCGGUGCGUCGGGGAUCGGUAGCCUGAGAGCUCUGGAGGCCAGAAGUCUGAGAUGAAGGUGCGGGCCGGGCCACGUUCCCUCUGAAGGUCCCGAGGGAGGCUCCGUCCUGCCUCUUCCAGCUGCUGGGGGCCGGUGAGCCCUGCCUUUCUUCACGUCACCACGUCGCCUCAGCCUCUGCCUCUAUCUGCAUGUGGCCGUCUCCGUGCGGCCGUGUUUAGUCCCUGCGUUAGGGCCACCACAGCGACCUCAUCUCCACUUGCUUCUAUCUACAAAGACACAAACAAGGUCCCGUGCUCGGUCCCAGGAGGACGUGACUAGGGAAACACCGUUCAGCCCAGAACUUGGCUGCUCCGGCGGCGGCUGCUGCUUCUCCGCGCAGCUUGUUCCAUCCAAACAUUUAGAGUCACCGUGGCCGGCCUGCGGGGUAAAUGGAGGCACGGUGAGGCCGAGCCUGCCCGAGGUGGUGGCACAAGGCAGCCGGCCAGCCUGCCCUGGGGGAAGCUCACGCAGCUCGUGGCGGGACUUCCUGCUCAGCGCCGUGAAGGUCACUGCGGCCCAGGCCCCUCCAGGUUGGCCCAGGCACCCAGGAAACCUGCGUGAAAGGUCUUGUACUAAAAAAAGACGUGUCCGUAGACUGCAGCUCCAGAUUCCAGAACAGCCUCCCCGAUGUCACCAUCUGGCGCCCUUUAGAGCUUUGGCAGGAAACUGCAGGGACCACAGACAUGAGCAGAAGCAGCUGUCAAGUCCUGGGAGUAUUACCUCUUCUGGGCUCAAGAUGGACAACAGGAAGCGCCUGGCCUACGCCAUCAUCCAGUUCCUGCACGAUCAGCUCCGGCAUGGGGGCCUCUCGUCCGACGCUCAGGAGAGCUUGGAAGUCGCCAUCCAGUGCCUGGAGACUGCAUUUGGGGUGACGGUGGAAGAUCGCGAUCUCGCGCUCCCUCAGACUCUGCCAGAGAUAUUUGAAGCGGCUGCCAUGGGCAAGGAGGUGCGGCGGAACCCGAGGUGCCCUGUACCAAACCCACCUUCUAAGGAGGCCGCAGCAGAGGCAGAGCGCCUCAAAACCGAAGGAAACGAGCAGAUGAAAGUGGAGAACUUUGAAGCUGCCGUGCAUUUCUACGGAAAAGCCAUCGAGCUCGACCCAGCCAACGCCAUCUAUUUCUGCAACAGAGCCGCGGCCUACAGCAAACUCGGCAACUAUGCAGGCGCAGUGGAGGACUGUAAGCGGGCCAUCUGCCUCAACCCCAACUACAGCAAGGCCUAUGGCAGGAUGGGCCUGGCGCUCUCCAGCCUGAACAAGCACAUGGAGGCCGCGGCCUACUACGAGAAGGCCCUGGAUCUGGACCCUGACAACGAGACGUACAAGUCCAACCUCAAGAUAGAGGAGCAGAAGCUGCGGGAGGCCCCCAGCCCCACGGGAGGCGUGCGCAGCUUCGACAUCGCCGGCCUGCUGAACAACCCUCGCUUCAUGAGCAUGGCUUCAAACCUAAUGAACAACCCCCAGAUUCAGCAGCUCAUGUCCGGCAUGAUUUCGCGUGGCAACAACCCCUUGGGAACUCCCGGCACCAGCCCCUCGCAGAGCGACCUGGCUAGCCUCAUCCAGGCGGGUCAGCAGUUUGCCCAGCAGAUGCAGCAGCAGAACCCAGAUUUGAUAGAGCAGCUCAGGAGCCAGAUCCGGAGUCGGACGCCCAGCGCCAGCAACGACGACCAGCAGGAGUGACGCCGCUAGCAGCAGGAGUGACGCCGCGUGAGUGCCCGGGGCUGGGGGGCUGGGGGGGCGGCCAGCAGGAGUGACGCCGCGUGAGUGCCCGGGGCUGGGGGGGCGGCCAGCAGGAGUGGAUGCCCGGGGGCUGCAGAGCCUGUCUGGACACUGGACAGCGAGUCCUGGGUGCAUCCAGCUCAGAAGAUCGCCCUGAACCACCGAGGCAGGCGGGGGCAUCUCUGGGCAUUGGGCCCCUUUCCAGGUGGCCAGCAAGUCCUGCUGCCCGCUCCUGUUUCCCAUCUGUGGAUCGGGGCUGGGUGGAGAUGGGGGAAGCCAC
Piliocolobus tephrosceles (Ugandan red Colobus) is the source of this 2074-nucleotide messenger RNA. RefSeq names its product small glutamine rich tetratricopeptide repeat co-chaperone alpha (gene SGTA). The coding region runs from base 814 to 1755 and encodes 313 amino acids. The transcript is spliced from 12 exons. Gene Ontology annotation, molecular function: protein binding; molecular adaptor activity. Gene Ontology annotation, cellular component: TRC complex; membrane. Gene Ontology annotation, biological process: post-translational protein targeting to endoplasmic reticulum membrane. Lineage: Eukaryota; Metazoa; Chordata; Mammalia; Primates; Cercopithecidae. The record is from RefSeq and is a predicted model, not a curated record.